CAUCGAGCACACUGGGCAGUAAAGCAGUUAAACAUAGACCAGACAGCAACUAGGGAUAAGAGGAUGCUACAGUUAAAUGAGUUGGAUGAAUUUCGGAUGGAUGCCUAUGAGUAUGCAAAAUUGUAUAAGGAGAGAACAAAGAAAUUGCAUGAUAAAUACAUUCAGAGGCGUGAGUUCACUCCAGGUCAACAAGUAUUGUUGUUCAAUUCUAGGUUGAAACUUUUUCCUGGAAAAUUGUGCUCUAGAUGGUUUGGUCCAUUCACAGUUGUUCAAGUCUUUCCACAUGGGGCAGUUGAAGUGACUCACGAGACAAAAGGAACCUUCAAAGAACAUGAUAUCGCAGAACACUCAAACCAACAUAAACCAAGGAAAAAGCAUAAUGAAAAAUUUGCCUAG
Molecule: messenger RNA, 396 nt
Organism: Olea europaea var. sylvestris
Lineage: Eukaryota; Viridiplantae; Streptophyta; Magnoliopsida; Lamiales; Oleaceae
Exons: 2
Source: RefSeq, a predicted model, not a curated record